Messenger RNA from Aspergillus welwitschiae, 1989 nucleotides. Its product is annotated as ERF4 family protein. Lineage: Eukaryota; Fungi; Ascomycota; Eurotiomycetes; Eurotiales; Aspergillaceae. The transcript has 8 exons. Gene Ontology annotation, cellular component: extrinsic component of endoplasmic reticulum membrane; endoplasmic reticulum palmitoyltransferase complex. Bases 1 to 1989 code for a protein of 662 amino acids. Gene Ontology annotation, biological process: peptidyl-L-cysteine S-palmitoylation; protein targeting to membrane. The record is from RefSeq and is a predicted model, not a curated record.
AUGGCGAGCGGAAGCGGCGUCAGAUGUAGGAGACGGAAGCUGCGUUGGGAGAGUCCGACAUGGAUGGAUGCGAACACUUUGACUGGGGACACAAAGAAAAGCGAGAGACUGACUGGACUGGAGAGGGGGAGACUGGAGACACUUCCAGGUCCUGAUUGGUGGGGAAGCAAACCCAGGCGAGUAUUUAAUCUAAUUCAAACUCGGACUGCCUUUGUCCUUGGCCAUAAGGGUUCCCUCUAUUGCUCGUCUUGUCCUCGAACGUUUAAAAGAGAAAUGAACAUUGGACCAUGCUGUGAGGGGAUUUUGACAAUCAUUCCAUCUGAUCACAGUGUCGGAGGUAGUUCUGGUUCGGCUCCCGCGUUGGGUUGGAGCCUUACUUGGGCUAUUGACUCGUUUAUUGUUUCGAGUCGGGAUUCGUUGAUUCCUGGAAACCGUCAAUCCCACUGCAUUCAUUCUUUUGAGGGUGGAUUCGCCCCAUCAACGAGAACCUCAUCCUCCAUAGUAGUGAGAGCAAAUCAUCUUCUGUCCCUUGCCGCGCCCCUUUUCGAUCCUCACCCGCCAAUCAAAGCCGCCCGCUGCGAUCGAUUCUUAUCCUUGGGCCAUCGACAUCAUUUCCUUCUCCUCCCACCACAACGUCUCACCUCUCCUCGUCCACCACGGCCUCUCCGCCAUCUAAGCGCGCCUCGCGGCCCUCUCGGUCGUUUUCCUCUUCGAAAACGUCUCCUAUCGCGUCGCGAACGGGCCCUUCACUAUCCUCGCCCCCGGUUAAAGAAGCAUCCCCUUAUCCCCCGCGAGGCCUCCGCGUUCGGUGCCAUUCCUUCGAGGCACAUCCCCCCACAUCCUCCGAUCAGUUCCUGGAUACCUCCCACGAUCUUGCGCCCACCGUCGGUGCGACUCGCAAACCCCGUCAACUACGUUCCCCGCAACACUCCGGUCACGGUACCCCAUCUGUCGCAGCUCUCCGACGAGAACCUUCCACUCGACGCACACCGUGACGCCUACCCUUUGCUGACUAUCCCCGAACGGCGUCGCAGUCGACCGACCCCAUCCCCGAACAGUCUGGUGGUGGAGCGCAGUCAGGGGGAAACGGAGAGUGGACGCUCUAGCAUCGCAGUGCCUCGCGGCCAGAGGCGCAGUGGCGCAUUUGACGACCAGCUGGUGUUACGAGAAAUGUCCGAGUCGGGAGUGUCAAAUGGUGCUCCGGAGGUAAAGAACCCUCGCGCACCGGAACGGGCGCAUCUGGGCUUCGAUUUUGCGGUAGACGGACCUGGACCGCUUCACGACGACCGGCCUCGCCACAUCCAGUCGCAAUCCUCGCUGCGGUCACAGUCACACAUUGCAUCCGUACCAUCCAUUACUGGAGCCCAGAACGGCGGCGAGACGGAUGUAGCGGAGGAGUUAGCCUGGGGCCCUGCGCAUCCGUGUUAUCCUCACAUCAACCCACAUGUUCCGAUCGGGUCCGAGGAGUACAUGACGACCCGCAUCAUACGAAUCCGGCGUGAUUGGAUGAUCAAGGGGGACCUGGCUCCCACAUUUUCCAACCUAUACCCCGAGAUUCUGGACCCGCUAUUACCUGAACAAGAGUUUCGAAAGGUGAUAGCCACUGUGAAUGACGAGCUCAUCAAGGCGUUCGAUCCGUUCAGUGUUCGCAAUUUCAUCGACAGUGCGCUGAGCCUUCUGACAGGAUGGAUUUGGGAAGACAUCGGCGCGCCAGGUAUCAAAAGCCAUCUCAAACGGGUGGAAGCUUGGCUGGAGAGGUGGAACAGAGAGGUCGGGGCCAAGGACGGAGUGCAUAUCUGGAGUCUCCGCAGGACGGCGUACAUGUCGCUAGACAUCCAGAUUCCGGAUCCCAAGGUUGGAAUUAUUCGCAGUGAAGGAGUCCCAUCACUUCCAGGGACCCGGCCGAGCAGCGACACUGUUAUACUCCGCAGCUACUAUCUCUACCUUACAUUGAUAGCCGACAGAGUGCGUAGCACUAUAAAGCUGUAA